Metarhizium acridum CQMa 102 is the source of this 1113-nucleotide messenger RNA. RefSeq lists its product as uncharacterized. NCBI's taxonomy places the organism in Eukaryota, Fungi, Ascomycota, Sordariomycetes, Hypocreales, Clavicipitaceae. The record is from RefSeq and is a predicted model, not a curated record. Gene Ontology annotation, biological process: steroid biosynthetic process. Gene Ontology annotation, molecular function: 3-beta-hydroxy-Delta5-steroid dehydrogenase (NAD+) activity.
AUGAGUAUUCAAACUCGGAACCCCCAAGCCCGACUGGGCACGGCUCUUGUCCUAGGCGGAUGCGGCUUCUUGGGAUGGCACUUGGUGGCACGGUUAUUGAGCUGCCGAGACUAUGACCAUGUCUACGUCUUCGAUCGCAACGUACGGGUGAACCUCCACCACGGCGCGACCUACAUCCAAGGCGACAUCAGCGAUGUGAAUGCCCUACGCACCCUGCUGGGUGAGGUGCAGCCUGAGGUCAUUUUUCAUGCGGCUUCGCCCGUCGCGUCGCUGCCAGCCAGCAGACAUGGCGAGUUCAUCAAGACCAAUGUCCAGGGAACCAAGGUCGCCAUCGACUUGGCUACGGAAAGCGCCUCAGUCAAGGCUCUCGUCUACACGUCUACAGUGGACGCGUAUGCCAAUCCACCUCAUGAGGAUGUCUCGGAAGACCACCCGCUUUGGUUGCCGUCAGACAAGUCUAACGAGUACAACCGUACAAAGGCCAUUGGCGACAACCUGGUUCGCGCUGCCAAUUGCGCUCAACUUCGCACCGCCUGUUUGCGUUUAGGACAUGCGUAUGGGGAGCGGCAGUCGCAGGGACUGGCCGAGAUACUGGACUCCUGUGAAGGAGCCAGGCCGCUUAUACAAGUUGGCAAUGGGACCAACAUGGUGGAGGUCAUGUCGGCCGAAAAUUGUGCUUCGGGCCAUAUCCUUGCGGCAAAGGCGUUGCUGAACGAACCUCAGCCAACGAGUGAGGAAGGCCGAGUGGCCGGCGAGGCAUUCAACAUCUCGGAUGGAGCUCCUGUCCCUUUCUGGCACCACGUAAAGGUGAUAUGGGGUGUUUCCAGAGGAACCGAAGCUCUAAAUACCGUCACCGUUCUUCCGGCCUGGGUCAUGAUGGUGGCUGUUGUCAUGGUCGAGUGGGCGCUUUGGCUGUUCACGUUUGACACGGUGAGACCCCCGACAGAGCUGCGAAGAACAGCACUGGAGUAUUGCAUCUACUCUCACACAUACACCAUUAAAAAGGCGAAGAAACGAUUAGGGUUUCGUCCAGUAGUGGACCACGACGCCGUGCUCGCGCGAGCGGCGAGGCUUAUGCUUGACCAGCGAGCCGACCUGGCAAAGGUCAAAUAA